Molecule: messenger RNA, 2513 nt
Organism: Triplophysa rosa
Lineage: Eukaryota; Metazoa; Chordata; Actinopteri; Cypriniformes; Nemacheilidae
Gene: pip4p1b
Product: phosphatidylinositol-4,5-bisphosphate 4-phosphatase 1b
Exons: 7
Coding region: 155-955 (266 amino acids)
Biological process (GO): phosphatidylinositol dephosphorylation
Cellular component (GO): plasma membrane; late endosome membrane; lysosomal membrane
Molecular function (GO): phosphatidylinositol-4,5-bisphosphate 4-phosphatase activity
Source: RefSeq, a predicted model, not a curated record
GUGCUGAUGUUGUUUUUGUUGCCCUGCCCGCUUCCUGGUUGCAAAAAUCAUGUGAUAAUGUGACUUUAGUUUCACGCAUCACUUUUGCGCUACGUGACAACAUUUACCAGCAGCAAAACUCCCGAAUUCACGGCGGAAUCUUGUCGUUUACGGUAUGGCUGACGGGGAAAGAUCGCCGUUGCUGUCGGACAGUCGCGAUGUAAUCAACGGGCUGUCAACGGGAGAUGAAACCUACAGACCGCAGACCAAACCACAAAGUUUUCCAGCGUUUCCAUCAGCGCCGGCCAUGCCCUCAAUGAUGUUGGGAGAGGCUCCUCCACCGUACUCCCCGCUGGGCUCUCCAGAGAGUGAUAGCGCUCAUGUCAUCAGCUGCAGAGUGUGUCAGUCGCCUAUUAGCGUAGAGGGCAAGAUCCACCAGCAUGUGGUCAAAUGUGACGUCUGCAAUGAAGCUACACCCAUAAAGAAUGCUCCGGCAGGAAAGAAAUAUGUGCGAUGUCCAUGUAACUGUCUUCUUAUCUGCAAAGUGACGUCACAGAGGAUUGCCUGUCCCCGUCUUUACUGUAAGCGCGUUAUUAAUUUACAUCCAGUACAUCCUGGGCCAGUGAGUCCGAACCCUCAGCCCAGUGGUGCCAGAGUUUCAUGUGGCCACUGUGGAGAAACAUUUCUGUGGACAGAGUUUACAGAUCGGACAUUGGUACGCUGUCCACACUGCAAAAAAGUCUCAUCAAUUGGCCAGAGGUACCCUAGAAAGCGGAGUCUGAUAUGUUUCCUCUUGUGUUUGAUCUUCACCAUAGCAACAGCAGGACUGAUGGCCGGUACGUGGUGGAAGGCACGCCACUUUAAGGGGAUUUAUGCAUCCUGGGUGUUCCUCCUUGUCCUGGUUCUGAUCACUUUGGUCAGAGCUUUGUACUGGGCCUGCAUGAAGAUCAGUGAACCACUGCACAACUACUCGUAGAAGAGAGACCGAAGAGGAGGUACUGUAGAAGUGAAACGUAAGAGCCAAUAGUCCAAGUAAAGGGAUGGACAGAACAAAGCUUUUUACAGAGAGACUUGAGACUGAUGUUUUGUUUACAUGGGUAAAGCUCAUAGAACAUUUCCAAGCCAUAUUCGACCCCACAAAUGAAAAAAGGAACUGGGAAAAUAUGAAAUAUUAGUGGUGAAAUGUGACCUGGACAUCUUUUUGUGAGAUUCACCACAUGGGGUUUGUCGCUAUGUUAUGUUUUCUGUGCAUUGCACCAUGCUUGAACUAAACAUCUUCUCUAAUCUGAUAUCCACUUCCAAAACAGGGCACACAAUUUAGAAAUAUACACAGAAAGAAAUACAAGCAAGCCACUUUUGGAAGCAAAAUGUGAUCCUUAUGAUAUAAAAAUGAGUUUUUAUUGUGCUGUUACUGUAUAAAAUACUCUGGAAGCAUUACAGAAAUAUACAUGCAGGUGAACGCAUUGCUGUCAGGCUACGUGCCUGCGUGACCGCGUCCUUUAAUUUUAUACCCAGUAAAGCAUAACUUGCGAAGCUUCAAGUUUUUUUAAUUUCUCUGUAUUAUGAAGAUGUUGUCACUUCUAGCUUUACCAAACUAGGUUUCUUUGUUCUGGCAAAUUACAUAAGAGCAAGUAAGAACAAAUUAAAGGAAGUGAACAUGCCACACAAGCAUUUAGAAGAAAAGAGGAUGAUGACAAAAGCAUUAUUUUUUACAACAGAUAAAUAUGUAAAUAUAUAGGACCAAACUGCUGUAAUCCACAUUAUAGAAUAUUUUGAACAAUGUGGCACUUUAAUGUCACAUUAUUGAAAUGUGCUUUACAUGAAUAAUAGCCAGUAAGGACGUCAAUUAUUCCUUCAAAUAAUUGAAGCAAUUAUUUUCCUCUUACCAACAUUAACCGUAUCUUACUAUGUCUACACUCUCAAAAAUAGGGUAUCAACCACAUUUUGUUAACUAAAAUAUCUCUAAAUAUCCAGCUAUUUCCAAGAAUUUAUAAACAUUCUGGAGAUUUCCUAAUAAACUGUUUCUAAAGGUUGAUGUCAAUGCCUAUGUUUUGUACUGUGGUUGUAUAUCAGCAAUAAAAUGUUCCGUAUCUGCUACUGAGAACUACACCUGCAGCAUUACCCAGUAGAGUAAAAUAGAUAUUUUAAUAGUGAUAUUUAGUAAAUUAUUAAAAAAUCUAUGUAUCAAUCGAUGUUAAUGUACUGUAUGAUGAUCUUAAUUCGAACUGGAAAGAGUUUAUAUAAACACAUGCACCAUGCAUAUAAUUCAUGAACGCAGAUAGAAUAGAACAUUCACCUACUCUAUGAAAAGCAGGAUGUUUAUUUUUGAAUAAGUUUAUGAAUUGUUUACAUGGCUGUGCACUUUAUUUAUACUGUGCAUUUAUUUGUUUAAUUUGCACUCUACGUUUUGUUAAAAAUGUUAGAUUGUUGCACUACAUUUUAGCUAUAUCGCUGAUAGAUACUACCCAUGUCGUGAUUUUGUUGUGGAUUGUUUUUGUACAUUCCGUUGCGACUAAAAUGUUUGCUAUUUCUGA